Molecule: messenger RNA, 2589 nt
Organism: Micropterus dolomieu (smallmouth bass)
Lineage: Eukaryota; Metazoa; Chordata; Actinopteri; Centrarchiformes; Centrarchidae
Gene: cpe
Product: carboxypeptidase E
Exons: 9
Coding region: 118-1482 (454 amino acids)
Biological process (GO): proteolysis
Molecular function (GO): metallocarboxypeptidase activity; zinc ion binding
Source: RefSeq, a predicted model, not a curated record
GCGGUACUGAGAGAGAUAUUUAUAGCCUAAAGCGAGGCUGCAGCACAGAGAUAAGGCUUGGGACCAAGCCGCAGGCAGACAGACAGACAGGGCUUAGGGAAAAGAGGACACGUCAAAAUGAAACAGUUCCUUUCCGUAGUUUUCUUCGGGGCCGCAGUGGUCGCCUUGGUCAGCGCAGCCGGUACCGAGGGUGAGAUCUCCUUCGAGUACCACCGUUAUGAGGAGCUGCGGAAGGCGCUGGUGUCGGUGUGGCUGCAGUGCCCGACCAUCACCCGCAUCUACACCAUCGGGGAGAGCUUCGAGGGCCGCGAGCUGCUGGUACUGGAGAUGUCCGACAACCCCGGGACGCACGAGCCUGGUGAGCCUGAGUUUAAGUACAUCGCCAACAUGCACGGCAACGAGGCCGUGGGCAGAGAGCUGCUCAUUUACCUGACUCAAUACAUGUGCAACCAGUACCAGCAAGGCAACGACACCAUCAUUGACCUCAUCCACAAUACCCGCAUCCACUUCAUGCCCUCCAUGAACCCAGACGGCUUCGAGAAGGCCGCUUCUCAGCCUGGAGAGAUCAAGGACUGGUUUGUCGGACGCAGCAAUGCGCAGGGUGUGGAUCUGAACCGCAACUUCCCCGAUUUGGACCGCAUCAUUUACAUCAACGAGCGAGAGGGUGGAGCCAACAACCACCUGCUGCAGAACAUGAAGAAGGCGGUGGACGAAAACACCAAGCUGGCUCCUGAGACCAAGGCAGUGAUCCACUGGAUCAUGGAUAUCCCCUUCGUCCUCUCAGCCAACCUGCAUGGAGGUGACGUGGUGGCCAACUACCCAUAUGAUGAGACCCGCACUGGCUCCACCCACGAGUACAGUGCCAGUCCAGAUGAUGUGAUGUUCAAGUCUCUGGCGAAGGCCUACUCCAUGUACAACCCAGUCAUGUCCGACCCUCAACGAACCCCCUGCCGUAAGAACGAUGAUGACUCCAGCUUCAAAGAUGGCAUCACUAACGGAGGGGCCUGGUACAGCGUGCCAGGAGGAAUGCAGGAUUUCAACUAUCUCAGCAGCAACUGUUUUGAGAUCACUCUGGAGCUCAGCUGUGACAAGUUCCCCAGUGAGGACACACUCAAGACCUACUGGGAGCAGAACCGCAACUCGCUGGUCAACUACAUCGAGCAGGUUCACCGUGGCGUCAAGGGCUUUGUACGUGAUCUGCAGGGUAACCCCAUUUCCAAUGCCACCAUCUCUGUGGAGGGCAUUGACCAUGACAUAACCACAGCCAAAGACGGAGACUAUUGGCGCCUAUUGGCUCCAGGAAACUACAAAGUGGCAGCCUCUGCCCCAGGAUACCUGACUGUCAUCAAGAAAGUGGCCAUUCCCUACAGCCCUGCAACCAGGGUGGACUUUGAGCUGGAGUCUCUGAUGGAGAGGAAGGAGGAGGAGCGGGAGGAGCUGAUGGACUGGUGGAAGAUGAUGUCAGAGACACUGAACUUCUAAAGUGUUUGUCUGGCUGAUGAUCGGACCGUCCGCGCCAUAGGUGUAAUAUAUUCAACAAUCCGUGUGCCCGUCCACUAUAAAAAGAGUAUAUUGUCUCUUAUUUGUUUUGUUCUCUUUCAUUCAUUAUUUUUAUUGAUUAAAUUGUUUAUUAAUGUAAUGGUUUGCCACAUGCUCCUGUAGAUGUUUUGAAUAUCCUGCAGACUCACAAACAUAUACUGACGGACAUAGGAGGAAUUUACAGGUAGUUUGGUGGCAGUGAGAUUGAAGUAGAUUUUCUGUGGUAAUGUGUUCUUUAUUGUACACGUGAUUGGUAACCAUGGCACCCAUCUAUAUAACCAAUGAGUGACUGAGUAAUAAUGUGUGUAAAAGAGCUGUUUACAUCAUUACCACAUGGUUUUAUCCCAAAUAAUUCGUAUUUUUUCAUGUUUUAAAUGUCUCUGUUUCUCCAGGCUUUAGUACAAUUACACAAAUGUACGCAAAAAACAUUCACUAUUUUAACUGUAAACUUGUACACACACAGUUUUUUUCCUGUAAUAUAACAACUACCUGCGACGCUAUUGUUUUGAGAACAUCAGGGACAUUAAAAACACUGUAAAAUCACUUUAAACAUUAUAUUGUAAACAAUGUAUACAGGCAAGCUCAUUUCCCUGUAUGUUAUUAAUGUUGAGAUUUUUUUUAACUGACUGCAACACAGCUUUAAUUUUAGCACAAGAUGAAUGGUUAUAAUAUAUACUGUAUUUAUGAACUAGGUAUAGCAAGAAAUGUGUGUUUUUUGUAACUGAAAAAAAAAAAAAUCUAAGAAAACAAGGCCAUGACACUUAGAAAUAUGUUCACCUCAGUCUACCCAAAGCCAUUCCUUUGUAUGUUCACUACACAGGGAAUACUAUGGUACAUAAAGGACUGUGGUACAUGUAGAAGUUGUUUUUCAAAAUUAAAUUAACACUAAUCUUCUGAGUGGACAGAGUGGACAAAGUUUAACUGACUGUAUGGAUACAGUUCUCCUGGUUUGAGACUGCAGAAAGAAUUUAUUGAAUGUAUAGCUAUGGAUGGAGUUAAAAAUGCAAAGAAUGAACUGGUCAAUAAAACUCCCCUCUUUAUGUUGUCAAA